This is a messenger RNA of Chara braunii, 1510 nucleotides long. Lineage: Eukaryota; Viridiplantae; Streptophyta; Charophyceae; Charales; Characeae. The record is from the annotation of a GenBank genome assembly.
GGUCACGGCCAUUCCUGCGAGUGUCGUUGCCAUUUCAAGGAGCUGCCACGAUUCUCAAGUGUCGCCCCGUGCCGCCAUGCUGUCGUGCUGCCGUGCUGCCGUGCUGCCGUGUGAGGGAGGAGCUGCCGCCAUCGCCCGGGAGACGGGGGCAUGGGUGGAUGGCAAGGAAGAAGGUGGAAGCAGGAGGCAGCAUCGGCGAGCACGUCCUGGCGAGGGGGAUGGUGGCGGGAAGCAUACCGCGGAGGUAGACAUUGCGCCUGCUCCGAAACGGGGGAGAGGACGACCGAGAAACAAGGAGAAUGAAGAAAGAAAAGCAGCAGAGAAAGCUGCGAAGAAGGCGUCUGCAUCUGCAAAGAAAAAGAGUUCUGCUGCAAAGAAAAAAGCAGCAGCAGCGAAGAAAAAGAAGGGGAAAGUCGUUGACGAUGACAACACCCCUCCGUGUUCGGCUUCAUCAUCGUCAUCCUCUGAUGAUGAUGACGGUGAUGAUGAUCGUGAUGGUGAUGAUGAUCGUGAUGGUGAUGAUGAUCGUGAUGGUGAUGAUGAUGGUGAUGGUCAUGAUGAUGGUGAUGGUGAUGACCGGGAACAGGACGGAGGUUCUGAAUCUUCUGAUGAUGAGGAUGAGACGGGGGCAUGGGUGGAUGGCAAGGAAGAAGGUGGAAGCAGGAGGCAGCAUCGGCGAGCACGUCCUGGCGAGGGGGAUGGUGGCGGGAAGCAUACCGCGGAGGUAGACAUUGCGCCUGCUCCGAAACGGGGGAGAGGACGACCGAGAAACAAGGAGAAUGAAGAAAGAAAAGCAGCAGAGAAAGCUGCGAAGAAGGCGUCUGCAUCUGCAAAGAAAAAGAGUUCUGCUGCAAAGAAAAAAGCAGCAGCAGCGAAGAAAAAGAAGGGGAAAGUCGUUGACGAUGACAACACCCCUCCGUGUUCGGCUUCAUCAUCGUCAUCCUCUGAUGAUGAUGACGGUGAUGAUGAUCGUGAUGGUGAUGAUGAUCGUGAUGGUGAUGAUGAUCGUGAUGGUGAUGAUGAUGGUGAUGGUCAUGAUGAUGGUGAUGGUGAUGACCGGGAACAGGACGGAGGUUCUGAAUCUUCUGAUGAUGAGGAUGAGCGCAUGAACAGAUUGGUUGUCAUAGUAGCUCAGUGGGCGCCAGGGGCUGUAUGGAUGAGGUUGAGGGUUCCAAUCUGAUCAGGCGGGCUAGAUAGCUGGGAUGCGGGCAGGGACAUCAUGGAGGGAUAGAUCACGUGAGUUGGUUACCUUAGGCCGCUGCUCUGAGGGGGCAAGGCUGGAAGGCGGGAUGAUUAGGGGGGUCCCUUUGCGGGGGAUUAGGCAGGAGAGUCCCGAGGUUCGGCCUCCCUGGGGGAUAAACCAGAAUUAGCCCAGUCGAGGAUAGAGGUAAGAGGAACAGAAAGGGGUCCUGGCAUGUAUGGAUGACUGAGACUGGUGCUGUUUAGGAUGAGGGUGAGGACUACAUGGGUCCUAAUCUGUUUCCCGCAUUGAUAAAUAGCAUACAACCAA